CCAGAAUACCCCACCCGCCGUCAUUGCCCACCACCAUCCAAACGCUCUGAAACCUGGUGCAUGUAUCUUGCAAGUCGUUUUCAAGGAAGCCAACAAAAGCCCGCCCUCUUCAAACCAUAAACCCUAACCACAAAGAGAGCUCAAUCAACUGAAAAAUGGCGGUUCAGAGUCCAACUUCAAAUGGAAUUCAGCCUUCCACAUCGCAUUCAAUCCCUUCUGCAACUGACCAUCAGUUCUUUGUGUGGAGAGAGUUCGUAUGGGGAGCUAUUGCUGGAGCUUUUGGGGAAGGAAUGAUGCAUCCCGUUGAUACCAUCAAGACACGAAUUCAGAGUCAAGCAAUUCUUAGCGGAAGCCAGAGCCAAAAGAGCAUACUGCAGAUGGUCCGGACAGUCUGGGCUGCUGAUAGAGUAAGAGGCUUUUAUAGAGGUAUAACUCCUGGAGUUACUGGGUCUCUGGCAACUGGAGCAACAUAUUUUGGUUUUAUAGAGUCUAGCAAAAAGUGGAUCGAAGAAUCACAUCCUAGCCUUGGAGGCCACUGGGCACAUUUCAUUGCUGGAGCUGUUGGAGAUACGCUUGGUUCUUUUGUAUAUGUUCCAUGUGAAGUAAUGAAGCAACGAAUGCAGGUGCAAGGCACAAGAACAUCUUGGACUAAUGCCGUUGUGAAAGACAAUAUCUGUGUGAAAUCUGGUGAGCAGAUGUAUGGCUAUUACACUGGAAUGUUUCAGGCUGGCAGUUCAAUAUUGAAGGAGCAGGGGCCAAGAGGAUUGUAUGCUGGAUACUGGUCUACACUUGCAAGGGAUGUUCCAUUCGCUGGCCUAAUGGUUAUGUUUUAUGAAGCCCUGAAAGAUCUGACAGAGUAUGGGAAGCAAAAAUGGAUGCCCAGUUUAGAUGACUUCAUUAAUAGUUCUAUGGAGGGACUGGUCCUGGGAGGAUUGGCUGGUGGUUUCAGCGCAUAUCUGACCACUCCCUUGGAUGUCAUCAAAACAAGAUUGCAAGUUCAGGGAUCAACUGUAAGGUACAAAGGCUGGUUGGACGCAAUGCAAAGAAUAUGGAUGGUUGAAGGUGUCAAAGGAAUGUUCAGAGGAAGCAUCCCCAGGAUAACAUGGUAUAUCCCAGCCUCUGCACUUACUUUCAUGGCUGUGGAAUUUCUCAGGGACCAAUUCAAUGAAAGAAUGGAUGGCGACAAGAAGCAUGAAGUUGCCAACUUGUCAAUAGAGAGAAAGGGACCAUCUCUGCGAGAGGUAGCGUAGAUUGGAGAUAGACCACCAUACCAUAUCAAAGAUUUACAGAUUCUGUGAAGCAACAAUUGUAACAAGAUGAAGCUACAUUUUUAAAAUUUUGAUUGGUUUAUAUUUGAGAUAUUAGUCUUCCAAUUCCUAUAAUUCUGUUUCUAUGAAUUGCUAUCCAUAAGAGUGUUAUGCCCUGCAUUCAGGGAUUUUUCCUAGGGAUUUUUCCUAUUGAAGAAUUAAGACUUCAUUUUUCAA
This is a messenger RNA of Hevea brasiliensis (rubber tree), 1484 nucleotides long. RefSeq lists its product as uncharacterized. The transcript is spliced from 9 exons. The record is from RefSeq and is a predicted model, not a curated record. Bases 156 to 1250 code for a protein of 364 amino acids. NCBI's taxonomy places the organism in Eukaryota, Viridiplantae, Streptophyta, Magnoliopsida, Malpighiales, Euphorbiaceae.